CCGCACCACACUCUCACUGCGAUUCCGCUCUCACCCACCUCCUCUUCCUCUCCCCUCCCGGGAUCACGAGGCGACGCCACCCGCGAGAUUGACGGGAGCCGAUAGAUCUGCGCGGCUACGCUACGCAGUCACACUGCGCUCACCUGACCUGACUCCGCUCUGUUCAUGCCGCGGAGGUAGAGUCCGCGGGCCGGCGGUGGCCACGGCCAGCCUCCUCGGCCGUCGGGAUGAAGCCGCGGAGGUUCGGCUACGGCUACGGCUACGGCUACGGCCGGGUCAGGCGCGCGGCGGCGCUGCUGCUGCUGCUGCUGCUCUGCCUCUGCCUCAGCAGCCUGUUCCUCCUGCUUCUCCAUGGCUCCUCCACGCCGCUGGAGCCCGCGGCGGCGGCGGCGGCGGCGGAAGCAAGAGUUGCCGAGGCGCAGGCGGAGGUCGAGGAGGCGCCGCUGCCGCCGGGGAACUCCAAGGUCGCCUUCCUCUUCAUCGCGCGCAACCGCCUCCCGCUCGAACUCGUCUGGGAUGCCUUCUUCCGCGGUGACAAGGAGGGGAGGUUCUCCAUCCUCGUGCACUCGCGGCCGGGCUUCGUGCUCACACGAGCCACCACUCGAUCCCGAUUCUUCUACAACCGUCAGGUCAACGAUAGCAUCCAGGUGGAUUGGGGGGAGGCGAGCAUGAUCACGGCUGAGCGCAUUUUGCUCAGCCAUGCUCUCAAGGAUCCACUCAAUGACCGCUUUGUUUUUGUAUCUGACAGCUGUGUACCACUAUACAAUUUCAGCUAUACUUACGACUACAUAAUGUCGUCAUCGACCAGCUUUGUAGACAGUUUUGCUGAUACAAAGGCAGGGAGAUACAACCCAAGAAUGGACCCAGUUAUCCCAGUGGAGAAUUGGAGAAAAGGCUCACAGUGGGCUGUGCUAAUUAAAAAGCAUGCUGAGGUUGUGGUUGAUGAUGAAGUGGUGUUACCAGAAUUCCAGAAGCAUUGCAGGAGGAGACCCUUGCCAGAGUUCUGGCGGGAUUGGGAUCGUCCUAUUCCUGCGGAGGCAUGGAAAGCCCAUAACUGCAUACCAGAUGAGCACUAUGUUCAGACGUUGCUUGCACAAAGUGGUCUAGAAGAAGAACUUACGCGGCGAUCAGUAACACAUAGUGCAUGGGAUCUUUCAGCUUCUAAAGAUCGUGAAAGACGCGGGUGGCAUCCUGUAACAUAUAAAGUCUCUGAUGCUACUACAAGACUUAUAAAAUCUAUAAAGGAUAUUGAUAAUAUAUAUUACGAGACCGAAAAUAGAAGGGAGUGGUGUACAAGUAAUGGAAAGCCAGCCCCCUGCUUCCUUUUUGCCAGGAAGUUUACACGUGGAGCUGGUCUGAAGCUUCUUGAUUCAUCACUGAUAGCUUCAAAGUGAUGAAUAUUAGUGACAGAUGCAAGUGCCUUUUGAUUGUUUCACCUUUCGAGAAUAUUUCAGUUCACACAAAUGUAAAGGUACGGGACCACGGAAAAGACACAAAAUAACAGGACUUUCUUUUUAUUCAGUGUGUGAUUAUCAUAUAUUAUUUUGUUGCUUCAUAGAAAGGCACGAUACAUGUUGUAAAGAAUUAUCUUCGUUCCUUUUAUUUCCUAGGAUAGCACGUCCAUUAACACAUGACUCAGCAUUAUAACAUCAGUCGACCAGUUGGUCGUGGAGUCCUGAGAAAACUUGUCGGCAAAAUUAUGAAGAAAUGUUCUCUC
Messenger RNA from Zea mays, 1717 nucleotides. Its product is annotated as Core-2/I-branching beta-16-N-acetylglucosaminyltransferase family protein. The transcript has 11 exons. NCBI's taxonomy places the organism in Eukaryota, Viridiplantae, Streptophyta, Magnoliopsida, Poales, Poaceae. Gene Ontology annotation, molecular function: glycosyltransferase activity. The coding region runs from base 228 to 1394 and encodes 388 amino acids. The record is from RefSeq and is marked validated. Gene Ontology annotation, cellular component: membrane.